AUGUUUCGGAAGCUCCAGCCGAGAUCAUCCGAAACUACUAGUAUAUACUACAACAUACAGGAAAGGCGAUACCUCUGCCCUAUAUUUCCGUCUAUUUAUCACUUGCUUAUGGGCGACACAUCUUCAACGACGGAGCAGCCAAAUCUCCGCACGGACUAUAGAAAUCCCAAUGCUGGCAUGCCGCGUCGUUUUGCUAGCCUUUGGGCUCAGUCCGAAAUAUUGGGUUGGAUUGGUGGCGGCUGGGGUCUGGUAGCCGGAGCGUUGCCUAGGACAUUCGAGGCCAUUAUCAAGACGCCACCCUCUGCGAUAUCUACUCUCCGCUUGAUCACACUUGGCUCAAUUUCAACAGGAGCCGCAAUUGGCGUCCCCGCCAGCCUUAUCCCAACCAAUUUACUGAUCUUCGACAUCUUAAGGGUUACCGAACUCUUGCAACAUUUCGACAGCAUCAACACAGGCAGAACACAAUAUUCGGUGUAUAACGCUGAGACGAUUGUCGCCGCGCUGUUGGCUGGACUAAGUGGUAUGUCGGUGCAGAAGAAAAUCGACCUAGAGCUCGUGCGGCGCGGUUUGCCGACGGGUGGAUUAGUAAAGGCUGUUGGCUUAAUCUUGGGUGUUGGUGGAUUAACGCUAGGAAGCGCUUGGAGGGAAAUGAAUGCGCAGCCGCAAGGUUCACCGAACUGA
This is a messenger RNA of Mycena indigotica, 681 nucleotides long. RefSeq lists its product as uncharacterized. The record is from RefSeq and is a predicted model, not a curated record. The transcript is spliced from 3 exons. The coding region runs from base 1 to 681 and encodes 226 amino acids. Lineage: Eukaryota; Fungi; Basidiomycota; Agaricomycetes; Agaricales; Mycenaceae.